Oxyura jamaicensis (ruddy duck) is the source of this 1940-nucleotide messenger RNA. RefSeq names its product VRK serine/threonine kinase 2 (gene VRK2). The transcript is spliced from 13 exons. Gene Ontology annotation, molecular function: ATP binding; protein serine/threonine kinase activity. Gene Ontology annotation, cellular component: cytoplasm; nucleus. Gene Ontology annotation, biological process: peptidyl-serine phosphorylation; signal transduction. Bases 5 to 1627 code for a protein of 540 amino acids. The record is from RefSeq and is a predicted model, not a curated record. NCBI's taxonomy places the organism in Eukaryota, Metazoa, Chordata, Aves, Anseriformes, Anatidae.
UGCCAUGCCGCCCAGGGAGCGCGGCAGGGGCCGGCUGCCGGUUCCUCUGCCGAAGGACAUGAUCCUGAAAGACACCGAGGGAAAAGUCUGGAGGCUGGGCAGCCAGAUCGGCCAGGGAGGAUUUGGUUUGAUCUAUCUAGCUUCCCCUCAUACUCACGUUCCUGUAGAAGAUGAUGCAGUGCAUGUAAUUAAAGUGGAGUAUCUUGAAAAUGGGCCCUUGUUUUCUGAACUGAAAUUUUACCAGAGGGCUGCAAAACAAGAGCAUAUAAGAAAAUGGAUGAAUAUCAAAAAAAUAAGAUGUUUAGGAAUUCCAGUGUUCUGGGGAUCAGGCUUGACUGAGUACAAGGGAAAAAGCUAUAGAUUCAUGGUCAUGGAGAGACUGGGGGAAGACCUUCAAAGCAUCUUUAAAGACUGUGGAAGUAGAUUUAAGAAGGAGACUGUUCUGCAACUUGGAGCACGAAUGCUGGAUACUCUGGAAUAUAUACAUGAAAAUGAGUAUGUUCAUGGUGACAUUAAAGCAGCAAAUCUGCUUUUGGGCUACACCAAUCCACAUGAGGUUUAUCUUGCAGAUUAUGGACUUUCCUACAGAUAUUGUCCCAAUGGGAACCACAAACAGUAUCAGGAAAAUCCUAGGAAGGGCCAUAAUGGGACAAUAGAGUUUACCAGCGUAGAUGCCCACAAGGGAGUAGCCCCAUCCAGACGAGGUGACCUUGAAAUCCUUGGCUACUGCAUGCUACAAUGGUUAUGUGGGAAACUACCCUGGGAGCAGAACCUGAAGGACCCCGUAGCUGUCCAGACUGCGAAAACAAAACUUAUGGAUGAGCUCCCAGAUUCGGUGAUGGAAUGGAAUUCUUCUGGAAGCAGCUGUAGUGAACUAUCCAAGUUUUUGGCAUGUGUUUAUGGCUUAGCUUAUGAUGAGAAGCCUAAGUAUCAAGCGCUCAAGAAAAUCUUGCUGGAUGGAUUAGAGUCAAGUGGAACUCGCUAUGAUGGCCCUCUGGAAUUUUCCACUGCAGGAUGCACACGAAAUCGUACUGCUGAAGCGUCAAAAGUUUCCUUACCAAAGCCUGUGCCAAAACCAGUCCAACAGAAGCAAAAAAAGAUGGAAGGCGAGGAAUACAGGCGCCCAAACAAGGCCUGUACUGCGGUAACAGGCAGACGACUCCCAGAUGAAGAAAAGCCAAGUAACGUGCACCGGAUGCUCCCACAACCAGAGCCUCAGCAGGUCCACUUACCAAAGCCUUCGCAGAAACCAGUGCAAAAGAAGCAAAACAAGAUGAAAGAGGAAGACUCCAACUAUCCAAGCAGUCCCCAAGCUCGGGUAACACGCAGGCGAUUCCAGGCGGAGGAGAAGCCAGUUAAAUUGAACAGCACAGUUCAGGAGCCUGACCCACAAAAGACACAAACAGGAAGAGAAUGGCCACCACUCUACCCCCAGGCAACAUUCUCAGAAUCCACAAAGAACAAUCAAGAUCAACUGUUUACUACAGAUCAUCCGGUAUCAUUGCAAGAACCUGGUCUUUCUAUAUCCACUAUAUUUAGACUUGCAUUUACUGAAGAAAGAUACCGCUACAGUAUAGCUAUACUUGUGCUUCUGUUUCUAAUAUUGCUUUCUUUGUCUUUUACUUGAUGUCACUGUUUCGUUGACUUCUGUUUAAAUGCAGCAGUGUUCCCAUCAUGCUGUUUUUCUCAAAGUUUCUUCAUGGAAGAUUUCAGUGUCAGGGGCUUGGAAAAUAGAUUUUUAAAUAAUGUAAAUACGUAUCUUUUAAAAAGAAGUUAUCUUAGACUUUCCAAAUCUGCACUGAAUAGAUUUACGUAUGCACUAAACUAUUUUUGGAAUGUUUUGUACUAUGAAUGUUGUGAUUAAUUUUUUUUGGAAAUUAACUCUUUGCUACAGCAACAUUUAAAAGAAGUAUCACUAAAGAUAACAGCGUGGUAUUUGA